UGCUCUAGGAUCGAUGGCGACGAACGUACACCGUAUUCGGCCUGGGGACCGAAUUGGAAAUUACCUGGUGCUGGAUGUUAUUGGGGAAGGCAGCUACGGACGUGUGUUCCAUGUUCAGGACAAAAGAUCGCAUGAGGAGUUUGCUCUCAAAUUCGAAACGAAGAACCGAAGUUUAUUGCAACAUGAGAGUCAAGUGAUUAAUGAAAUUCAUCGAAUAGCACCUGGCGGAUUCGCUCCUGAAAUACCAGCAGCUAAAAUUGUUCAUAUUGAAAAUGUUCUCCGCAAAAUUUUCAUCGUAGACUUUGGUUUGAGCCGAAAAUAUCUAGACAAAAACGGACAGCACGUCCCAUUAUUGUACCGUCAGGGAACUCGAGGCACGCUUGCUUACAUGUCGAUCAACACGCAACAAGGCAUCUCCAUGUCUAGGAGAGAUGAUAUCGAAAGCCUGUCUUACGUUGCAAUAUUCCUGGCCAAAGGCUCUCUGCCGUGGAGCCAAGUCAACUUGCAAGACAAAGCAAAGAUGUACCAGGAUGCUCUCUUUCUCAAGAAACGUGUCAAUCAAUACGAACUUUGCAGAGAGCUACCUCCAGUGUUCCUAGAAUUUUUGAAAUACGCUCGUCAAAUGAAAUUUGCUCAACAGUCCGAAUACACCCCAUAGAUGAAAAGGUUUAUAGCAGCUUCAAAUAACCCCCCCCCCCUCUGCUGGCCAUCAUUCCUGGUCUACGGCACAAAGCUACUCGCUCGCCCGACGCCGGCCAACGUCUUUUUCCAGUGAAGAGACUUACUCCUCAGCUGGCUUUCCAAAGCAGCCCGUCAAAUAGGAUGAACGAGACGUCAGAGAAUCGGAACCGGUCAGACCAAAAAUUUACAAGGUUUAGCAACCUUUGUAGAAGCCAGUGCAAUCAUCUUCAACCAAAAGUACACCAAACUUCACAUACGAUGAAAGUUGUAGCGGGUUUCAACACCACCCAUAUCGCAAUAAUUUGCGUGGGCAUCCGAUUUUCCAGCAAGCAGGUCAAAACUGCUUCACAGGGGAACGAGGUUUUUUGCCUUGGAACAAUCGUGAUCGAGUUGUCUACAUUGUUCAGAGCGAUGACACAGAAAGUUCCACCAACGAAAACUCGAGUCAGACGUGCAGUUGCUAAUUUAGAGAUGGUAGAGUGCUUGAAAACCUGCCCAUAAAAACCGCAGAACUUGUCAGAGGUUGGAACAAGUCCGGUACCGGAUAAACUGAAACCGGUUGGCAAUAGCGGUUCAGAAGCCGUUUCCCGUUUUUCGGCAAAUUUUCGAAAAGAACGGACAGGAAGCGGUCUUACUUCUGAAACUUCUUCUACCUCUGAGUUGUAGGCUACAUGAUUUUCAUAUGUGGACAGUGGAAGUCUGGAAGAUUAAUUUGAAAUAUGAAGAGCUCUGUUGUUUAAAUUCAUUGAAGCGUAGUUUUUCUUGAAAAUAAUAUGUAAGCCGUAUUAAACUCCGUAUUCUGAGAUUUUUUGUGCUAAUAAAUGAU
This is a messenger RNA of Hyalella azteca, 1507 nucleotides long. RefSeq names its product casein kinase 1-like protein 2. The record is from RefSeq and is a predicted model, not a curated record. Lineage: Eukaryota; Metazoa; Arthropoda; Malacostraca; Amphipoda; Hyalellidae. Gene Ontology annotation, molecular function: protein serine/threonine kinase activity; ATP binding. The transcript has 2 exons. Gene Ontology annotation, cellular component: cytoplasm; nucleus. Bases 14 to 658 code for a protein of 214 amino acids. Gene Ontology annotation, biological process: endocytosis; signal transduction; peptidyl-serine phosphorylation.